Messenger RNA from Mytilus trossulus (common blue mussel), 1822 nucleotides. RefSeq lists its product as uncharacterized. Lineage: Eukaryota; Metazoa; Mollusca; Bivalvia; Mytilida; Mytilidae. The record is from RefSeq and is a predicted model, not a curated record. The transcript is spliced from 8 exons. Gene Ontology annotation, cellular component: nucleolus. Gene Ontology annotation, biological process: ribosomal large subunit biogenesis. The coding region runs from base 88 to 1053 and encodes 321 amino acids.
UUUAUUACCGUAUUUGUUUACAGGAAGCACGUGUGUUUAAGCAUUGUUGACACUGUUUACAUUUAGAAAUGAACAUCAAUCCUUAAAAUGGGGAAACCUAGAAAAACACACCGACAACCUAGAUUUCAAUAUGACAGAAAUAGAUCAAAAGAAUGGAAGAAUUCAAAGAAACUACCUACAAUCGAAUGUAAACAAAUUAAGAAAGCAUGGAUUAAAAAUAAGUCUGUUGAACAGAAUAUGAGAUUAAUGGGUCUAUCCAGUGACCCAAAUAUCACAUUAAAAGUGCCAAGCAUCAAGCAAAUGCUCGACAAUGAAAAUAAGAAAACACAAAAGAAAGAGAAGAACAUAAAACAAACAACAACAGUUAUUAAAGAAUUGGAAGAAGAAGCCAGUAUACCUCCUGCUAAAACUUUACAGUUGUCAGAACCUCUGGUCAGAUAUUGUGUGUGCAUGUUAGAAUCAUACGGAGAAGAUUAUAAGGCUAUGGCAAAGGACAGGAAGAAUUAUUAUCAAGAUACGCCAAAACAGAUUAAAAGAAAGAUAAAUUCAUUUAAAAACACACCAGACGUCGUGCAGCAAGUAGACAAUGAAUCAACUCCAGAAAAAGUUGUAGUGGACAUGGCUGCCAGGACAAGGAAACCUACCAGAAAAUAUAUUGCUAAAAGAAGAAAUGGUCACUACACAUCUCCAGCGGUUAAGGCAACAAAAACAUGUUCUAGUGAAGUACCUUUGCAUAAAGUAAAGAGAAAAUUACACUUUGGAAGAAAGCCACCAAUACAGAGAGAGAAAGCUAAUAAUUCAAAGAAAAACAGAGAAAGAUCACAGUCACCUACAAAGAAGCAGACGUUUGGAAAGGUAGCUGUUAAAAGAAAGAAAAUUUCUAAAGAACUAUUGGAUCUGUUGGACAUGGCAGAUCACUUUAUAUACUCAGAAAAACUCAGAUCCAAAAAUCUGAAACGUCCUUGUCAUGGAGACCAUGGAAUCCCACAGGGUACCUAUAAGUUACAUUCCUCUCAUGAGGUCACUAACCUCAGUCCAGGAAGACAGAACUAGAGAAAGAUUGCAAACAACAGUAUUUUUUUUAAUUAGAGAGAACUAAAAGAAAGAUUGCAAAUAACAGUAUUUUAUAAAGUAGAGAGAACUAAAAGAAAGAGUGCAAAAAGCAGUAUUUCACAGAGAAGAAAGAACAAAAAAUUAAGAAUUAAAACUUUUAAAAUGUGUUUGAUACUGAUUCAAGUUAAAUGCUAUGAAUUUUAAAGACAUAAUAUUUGGUUAAUGUAAAACGAUCUAAUAGUCAUUUAGUAUUGAUUGAAAUAGUUAGGAAAUAUGUGAAAAAGAAGGCACAUGUCAAACAUAUUAAUAAUUUGUAUGCUUAUUACAUUUAUCAAUUUGAUCAUGGGAAAUUAUCCAGUUUAAUAUCUCAUUAAUAAUACAUUAAAUACAUUAAAUUGGUUACUUUUACCUUUAUACCUGAGAAUUUUUACAACUGCUUUGAAAGAACAUUUUAAGAGUCACUUUUCAUAGUUCUGUAUAUUUAAACAUAUAUAUUUGAGGUUAAAUUGCCUUUUUUCUUCUGUAAAUUUUAUCAUUUGUUAAAGUUGAACUGUUCCUAACUUUUGAUUAUUUGAUUUUCCUGAAGAAUAAGUUUUCAAGCCUUUUACUACUAAGUUUUUUUUUUAUAUUUAGCAUAAAAGUAGAGAGCAUUAUUUCUAUUAAAAAAAGGGGUAGGAUUCGGACAUUUUUGAAGAGGGGUUACAAGAGAUUUAUUUGUUUUUUAAAACCUAUUUUUAUAAAUAUAGAAAAAUCAAUAUAUAUAUAUAUA